AUGGCUGAAGAUUCAGAGCUCUGGGAUGUUAUCUGCGAUGAUCCCUUCAUUCCUAUGAAAACUAUUGGAGAACCAGCAGUGACAGUUCCCAAGUCUAGGAAGGAAUACAGCGAUGCUGACCGCAAGUCUAUAGAGAAGAACUUUCGAGCAAAGAAAAUCCUCAUUUGUGGCAUUGGGAAAGAUGAAUACAAUAGGAUUUUGGCGUGUCAAUCUGCCAAGGAGAUUUGGGAAGCUCUCCAAACAGCACACGAAGGGACAACUCAAGUCAAGCAGUCCAAGAUUGAUAUGCUAACCACUGAGUAUGAACUCUUCAAGAUGAAGGACGAUGAGUCCAUUCAGGACAUACAUACUCGCUUCACCUCUAUCAUCAAUGAGCUCCAUUCCCUAGGAGAAAUCAUUCCAAGAAACAAACUUGACAGGAAAACACUCAGUGUAUUACCUAGUUCCUGGGAAAGAAAAAGAUUUCAGAAUAUGGUCCGCAGAAUUGGAGGUAUUCCAAAGAAGGGAAGCUCUAGCAAGCCAAGGGGAUAUUACUUAUGUCAUAAGUGUGGGAAGCCAGUACAUUUCAUCAAGGAUUGCCCUCUCCUCAAGCAAGACCAGUACAAGCACAACAUAGAUAAAGCAACCAAGAGGAACCCGGUUCCUGACAAACGAUUUAAAAGAAAAGAAGCCGUUGAUAAUGUCGUGAAACAAGCUCCUGCUGCAUGGGGAGACUCUUCUAGAGAAUCUGGAGAAGAUGAUGCACAAGGUGACACCUCUAUGAUGGCAGUAAAAAGUGAAGGAGCUGAUUAUGAUUCCAUUUUUGCUUUGAUGGCAAAAUCUAACGAUGAUGACGAUAAUGAUGAUGAUGAGGUAAACUUUCUAGACGUUCAGAGAAAUCUAAAGUCUUACUCUCAGAAAGAGCUCAUAUCCUUGGGAAAUAUUUUAAUUGACGCUUAUCACAAUCUUAUAAAUGAUAAAAAUGCCUUAACUAUAGAGUUAGGAGAGGUAGAAAAUGAGAGAGAUGGUUUGGUAGUUAUAGUGGCCGACCUAAAAGAAACCAUUGAGAAUCUAGUGAAAGAAAAAAGUGUUCUGAUGAAAAAGGUUGAAAACAUAGAGAAUGAGAGAGAUGACUUGUUAGUAAUCAUCAUGGACCUAAAUGAAACAACAGAGAAAUUAAAAAGGGGAAACAGUUCUGAGACUGUCCGAAAGGGGAAGGAAGUUGCAAGUGAGAUACACAUUAAGCUUGAAAAUGAACUACAAUCUAUGAAAUCUAGUUUGUGUGCUGAACUUGAAAGAAACAGACAGCUUCAAGAAGAUCUAGGCAGAGCUAAAAAUGACCUCGAAAAAUCUCUAAAGUGGACCUGGUUCUCUGAUACAAUUGCUGCCAUGUAUACAAGCAAUGGUGGAAACAUGCAGGGAGUCAGGUUCCAAAGGAAAAAGACUCCCUACAAUCCACAUAGCAAGUAUGUUACUGUCCCUGAUACUGUCUUUGCACUCACUGUAGAAACACUAGUCACUUUAAAGAAAACUGGAGCAAUGAAAGGAAGCAGCCAAAAAUGCCUACUGAGUGUUUCCAAAAUUUGCGACAAAGGAAAUAAAGUGGAAUUUGUGUCAAAAGUCUGCACAGUUACAAACCUUGUGACUGGUGAAGUGGUCCUGAUGGAAAAAAGAUACAAGAACAUUUAUGUUGCUGAUUUUGAGUCCCUGCAAAGUGGGGAUCUCAGUUGCCUGAGUGAUGUUGAUAAUGAUGCUGAACUAUGA
Molecule: messenger RNA, 1743 nt
Organism: Nicotiana tabacum (common tobacco)
Lineage: Eukaryota; Viridiplantae; Streptophyta; Magnoliopsida; Solanales; Solanaceae
Source: RefSeq, a predicted model, not a curated record